Messenger RNA from Centruroides sculpturatus (bark scorpion), 3050 nucleotides. RefSeq names its product dynein heavy chain 2, axonemal-like. Gene Ontology annotation, cellular component: dynein complex. Gene Ontology annotation, biological process: microtubule-based movement. The coding region runs from base 216 to 728 and encodes 170 amino acids. The record is from RefSeq and is a predicted model, not a curated record. The transcript is spliced from 5 exons. Lineage: Eukaryota; Metazoa; Arthropoda; Arachnida; Scorpiones; Buthidae. Gene Ontology annotation, molecular function: dynein intermediate chain binding; dynein light intermediate chain binding; minus-end-directed microtubule motor activity.
AUUAAAUUUCAUUUUUUCAGAUUGAAAAUUAUAAUAAAUUGUUAUGUAUUAUCAAAUACAUUCUACAAGAUUUGAAACAUGGACUUAAAGGUGAAAAGUUGUUAUCUGAAGAAUUAGAAGAAAUUUUUGAUGAUUUUUAUCUGAAGAAGGUUCCUAAAAUAUGGAAAAAGACUUAUCCAUCUUCGAAGAAAUUAGGCUCAUGGGUUGAAGAUUUAAUGAAAAGGAUAAGCCAUUUUGACAAAUGGGUAAUGAUGGCUCAUCCUCCAAUAAAGUUUUGGUUAUCAGCUUUUACUAAACCUAAAGGAUUUUUAACAGCUGUUCUUCAAGAAUAUUCUAAAAUAAAUAAGAUAGCAUUUGAUGCCUUAUCUUGGGACUUUAUUGUAUCAACAAGAGAAGAAGGACACAUUACAGAAUUUCCAGAUGAAGGGAUAUAUGUAACUGGUCUCUAUAUUGAAGGAGCUGCUUGGGAUCGUCAUAACCAUUGUUUGAUUGAAGCAAAACCUAUGCAAUUAAUUUAUCCAUUUCCAGUUGUCAACUUUAAACCUACAGAAAUUAAGAAGAAAAAAGAUAAAGAGUUAUAUUUAUGCCCAUGCUAUUAUUAUCCAGAUCGGAUGGGAACUGUUGAAUUUCCAUCUUUUGUUAUUGCUAUUGAUGUAAAAUCUGGAGAAAUAUCUUCAGAAAAUUGGAUAAAGAGAGGAACAGCAUUUCUGCUAAAUUUAGAUGGAUAAUUUUCUUUUGUUUAUGAAUACGUUCAUGUACUAAUUCCUGUUCUACUUAUUAAAUAAUGGUGUAUAUGUUUUAAAAUAAAAUUUUAAAUAAAGUAUCUUAGCAUAGUGCAAUUUACAUUCAAUAUUUAUUUAAUAUAUAACAUUAACACUUCAAAAAUUGUUAAUAAUAAAUCAAAAAGCAACUGCUUGAUUGGAAUGCAAUAUCAAAUAUAAAAAUAUUCAAGCACUUUUGGACAUCUUCAGUCCAUCAUCUGGGAUUAAGGUUCUGUUACUUCUAACUAAAAUCUUUAAAUUAUAAUUCAUAAAGAAAAGUGGGAAAUUAGACCAAUUUUUGAGAAUGGUUUAGAAUUGAAAAAGAACUAGCAAGAUUUAUUAAUAGAUGGCUGUUUGUCUAUGAAUGGGUAAAGACAUUAAUUAAUAGAUUAAAAGAAGGGCAUAUAAAAAUAAUCUCACAAUCUUUGCUUUUGAUGCCUUUGUGAAACAAGAACUUACUUUUUUACAUAAACAGAAUUUAAAGAGAUAGAUUUUAAAAAACAUAUCAGAUUAUCCAUAGUUUCUACUUUAAGCUGUGAGGAAAGUAUUAUAAACAGAUGAAUAACUGUCAGGUAACCAAUAAUGGGAUUUGUAAUGGAAUUGAGAGAGGGAGAAAUGUCUUGGAGGAAGUUAAAGGAAAAUAAAAUUUAUGGCUCAGUAUAGAACUACUGAUUUGUGGACUAUUUGGAAAAAUAAGCUUGGCAUUUAGGAUUUUUUUAUACAUUUUCAAGUGAGAGCUAGUGUUUGAAGUUAAACACAAGCAAGAAUUGGAAAUGGAAGUAUAUUUCUUGGAUAUGUGGUUCAAGAAAUUUGAAGGAAAGUUUUGAACAUGAGUAUGUAGAAAAACUAUAUUCAAACCUAUAUACGUUCUGCAAGAUUUGUAUAACCUGCUGAGAUAUAAAUUUCUGCUUUUAGAACACUAAUAGUCUGAGUGUUUGAUUUGAGAUUGAUUGUUUAUUGGAACUGACUUCAGAUUACAAAUUAAAAUAGGUUGUGCCUAGAAAAAUAGUUGCACAAAGAGCAAAUUUUGCAGUAGAAAAGUAUAAAAAUGUAACAUAGAUGAAAAAGGGCUUUACUGCAUUAUGACUUGUUUGGGAAGAGGUGGUGUGAGAGGUUUCAGGAAGAGAUAAAGAACAGAAUACUUCUAUAUAUAUAAUAAUAUUGAUAGUAGUAUUUUGAUUUGAGCUUUGCAAAAUGAUAAGUAGAAGCAUGACAAAUUAGAUAGAGUAAGUGUUUAUAUGAUUUCAGUAAUUGAGAAAAAUUUAAAUAAGAGCAAUAAUAAGAAUUCUUAAAAGCUAGAAUGGACAAGCAUUGAGGAGAUCUGAGUUUGGAAGAAAACUAUGACAUUGAGUCAAGAAGCAACGAAGAAGUACAGUGCAUUCAAUAAAAAUAAAAACACUCAGUUUUUUAAAAUUUAUUUCAGAUGGUAAAAUAAAUGGAUUAUAGCCAAAUUUAAUUUUAUGUAUUUUAACGUGUUUUUACAAUUAUGUACAAAGCUUCAAGUUCUAAUAUAAACAGUAAAAUAAUUUUAUUGAAGAAAUGAGUUUCUUGAAGUGUUCAAUAAUUAUAAGAUCACUUAUGAAUAAUACACAGAAAAUGAUAUUUCCAAGGUUAUUUAUGAAAGCUAACAAUCAGAAUGCCCCCUUUGUUUUCAGUUUCUUCAAAAAUUAUAUCUGUCGUCAACUUGAUCGGCUUUUGAAGAAAAUCCCAAGGAAUCUCCUUCCAAUUCUCAAUGAUUGUAGUUUUCAAGUUUAUGGUAUUAUCAUAUUACUUCCCAUUAGCAAAGACUGACCUGACCAUAAGUCCCAUGAUAUUCUCCAUAGGGUUCAAAUCCAGUGACAUUACUGGCCAAUCCAUGACAUGAAUCCCAUUGACCAGAACCAUUCCCAGGUAAUGUUUGGGAGCAUUAUCUUGCUGGAACUGCCACUGAAGACCCCCAGUCUUUCUCAAAACAAAAUAGAUUCUUUUCUAUCUGCUGGAUGUAUCCUUUAGCAUUCUGCCUUCCUCUAGGAAAGGCAAUAUUUGUUUUCUCUCUCUCUCUCCAAAAGCAGACCAAACCAUCAUAGAACCCCAUCCAUUUGUCAUUUGAACUGGAUUUCUCUCUCUUAAAUCAUGCUAAUAAGUAUUAGCAACCAUCAGGAAUGUCUAAAUUAAACUUUUUCUCAUUUGAUCACACUACAAUUCUUUUUUUGGAAAAUGUUCUAAAAAUAGAAGAGUUUUCCAGACUAGACCACAGUGACAAUUGUAGUAAAAAAAAUGUUAUCUAUCUGUCAUUUUCAUGAAACCUAU